AUGAAUACGUUACUGAUUCCAAAUAUUGUGGAUGAUUUUAAUAAAAAUACUUUUUCUGAAUUCACUGAUAUGAAUAACAAGGAUUAUUUUGCUGAGAGUAUUUUUUUUGAAUUUAAUGAUAUAAAUAAUAAACUGUUAGUAUCCAACAAGGUUUCUUAUUUGACAGAAGUUACUGAAUCGAAUAUAGUUGAAGCUAUAGAAAGUAUUGAAAAUACAAUUGAAGCUAUAGAAGCUACUGAAGAUGCAACUGAAGCUAUAGAAGAUAAUGAAGAUGAUAGUGAAAAGAUUUUAUACCCUAUUAUAUUGAAUAUAGUUUUUACAAAUUGGAAGAAAUUAGAUGG
Messenger RNA from Racocetra persica, 341 nucleotides. The record is from the annotation of a GenBank genome assembly. NCBI's taxonomy places the organism in Eukaryota, Fungi, Glomeromycota, Glomeromycetes, Diversisporales, Gigasporaceae.